CGCUGUGGCGCAGCUGCGAGCCGAGCAUCAGAGCCCUCUGUCGGCUCUACAGUCUGGGAUGAGAACAGGCAGACCGUAAUGGCGACUGCUGGGACGGCAGACUCGGGAUCAACAGCCCCGACAGGGACCAGUGGCAUCCGAAAAAUGGCCCCUUCAGAGUUGCCUGGCACAACUCAGAGUAUGAAGAAGACCAUCGGACACCGGGGGGUGGAGACCACCACCGGAGAGACCACCUAUAAAAAGACUACGUCAUCUGCCCUGAAAGGUGCCAUCCAGUUGGGCAUCACUCACACCGUUGGCAGCUUAAGCCAGAAGGCGGAGAGAGACGUUCUCAUGCAGGACUUUGUGGUGGUCGAAAGCAUCUUCUUCCCCAGUGAAGGCAGUAACCUGACUCCUGCUCAUCACUACAGUGACUUUCGCUUUAAGACCUACGCUCCAAUUGCCUUUCGUUAUUUCAGGGAACUCUUUGGCAUUCGACCAGAUGACUACCUGUAUUCUCUGUGUAAUGAUGGUCUGAUCGAGCUGUCUAACCCCGGAGCCAGCGGAUCCCUCUUCUAUGUCUCCAGUGAUGACGAGUUCAUCAUCAAGACUGUUCAACACAAAGAGGCAGAGUUCCUACAGAAACUCCUGCCUGGAUACUUCAUGAACAUUAACCAAAACAAGCGCACCUUGCUACCCAAGUUCUACGGGCUGUAUUGCGUUCAGGCAGGAGGAAAAAACAUCCGUAUUGUUGUGAUGAACAAUCUUCUUCCUCGGAUCAUCCCCAUGCACCUUAAAUACGACCUGAAGGGCUCCACCUAUAAGAGGCGAGCGUCCCCUAAAGAGAGGGAGAAGGCCGUUCCCAUUCACAAAGACCUGGACUUCAUCCAGGACUUGCCGGACGGGCUGCUGCUGGAAGCCGACAAUUUCAAUGCCAUGUGCAAGACUAUACAGAGGGACUGCCUGCUCUUGCAGAGUUUCAAGAUCAUGGAUUACAGUCUGUUGAUGGGCAUCCAUAACAUGGACCAGGCCAGUCGGGACCGGGAGCGUAGCGGGGGCAACUCUGGUGACAGUGGGGGGUCGGAGGGAGCAGUGACCCCAGAUCAGCGCCGGCCACAAAUUCAGAAAAGUCUUUACUGUACAGCCAUGGAGUCCAUUCAGGGGGAGGCCCGAGGGAAGGGUGCUUUGGAUUCAGAAGACCACAUGGGCGGUAUUCCAUCUCGUAAUAGUAAAGGAGAGAGGUUGCUGAUCUACAUCGGCAUCAUCGACAUUCUGCAGUCCUACAGGUUUAUUAAGAAGUUGGAGCAUUCCUGGAAGGCCUUGGUCCAUGAUGGGGACACAGUUUCAGUUCACAGACCUGGCUUCUAUGCAGAUCGUUUCCAGCAAUUCAUGUGCAACACAGUGUUCAAGAAAAUUCCACUAAAACUUUCACCUUCUAAGAAGAGUCGUGGUGGCGGUCAGGGCGGCCUCCGGAGGGCCCCCACCCUGGGCGCUCCCCCCCUGCUCUCCAACGCUACGGGACAGUCAGCAGUCGACUCCAGACUGGUCUACCACAGCCACUUCAAGAGCACCGACUCAGAGGCCGACAGCGGCGUGCAGUUCGGCAGACCAGAUCUUGUUCCGAGGACGCCUCCGCUUGGAGAAAACCCUGCGGACUACGAGGCCAACCUGUCCACCUCAUCACUCGGCAGCACAGGACUUGCUUCCACCUCUCCACCACUACGGUCUGUAGGGGUCGAAGUGCACAAAUCAGCCAACACAGACUUGGACCAUCACAGUUUUGGGGACGAAGGGGCUAUGGAUAAUUCAGGCAACCUGUCUGGGAACGAAGAUGUGAUUUCACUCUCAGACAUCGUCCCUGAGACCAACAUCUGCUUUUAGAUAACAGAUAUCUGAGGAUGACGUGUUUCUGAGCGAGGUGAGGUGGGUGGAAGAUUAAAGAGAGUGAAAGUCAUCCAUCCUCCACGGACCCUCCAUUGCACCUCAGUUCUUAUCAACCGUACCGAGUAUACAGGGAUCGCUGGAUGAAGCAGUGAGGUGCAGUGGAAGUUGUGACAAUGAAAUAGCAAUGGUGGAAAGUUCAAGAAGAAGCCGGUGAGCGGUAGGUUUUACCCUUCGCAGCCUUCAGCCUCCCAAAGCCCAAUUGACUUUGAUUUACACCCGGAAGAAAAAGGUGUAUGACCCUGAAAUUGUCAGAAUGACAUUGUUUAAACAAAGAUUUUCUGUCAUGCUCACAACAUGAAGGAAGCUUCAAUGACAUCAAAAACUAAACGAUUAGAUGUACAUUGUUAAAAGUCCAUGCCCCCAGUCACCAGUGGAUGGUGAAGGCAGUUACAUUUCCCAUGAAGAGACAGUCGUGGUUCUUUGAGAUGGCACCAACAGCCUUUCAGCAGGAACAUGCACAUCAAGGGCAAAGCCUGCAUUUGUAGGAGUGAAUAUUUCCUGCAGAGUCUGGAUUCACAUUUCCAUGGUUCACACCUAAGUGUUCCAUUACCGCACAUCCAUACCCCCUUUUAUAAAUCAUCAUGACCAGGUGCACUCUGAGCAAUUAACACUCCUUUUUUGAAUCAACAUGUGCUGCUGUUGACUCUGUAAACAUGAAUGCAUUUCUUUUAAUCGAUUGAGAUGUACAUUAUUUGUUUGAAUUUGGAUUUUGGAUCGAUGGGUUUGAACCUAAAGGGUCAUUUUGUUUCAAGUUUUGUUCUAAGUUAUUCUGUUGGAGGCCACGGUGGUGCUGCAGAGGUCCAGCUAGAUCUUGCCACUGCUGAAUGUACAUUACAAUGUUUUUCUUACAUAGAAUGUGUCUUAUUAACAUGGCAGACCACAUUUGUACAACCCUGAAAUCUCCCUCUCUGAAGUGACCAUAAUGUGCUCAUGCAGAGAGAAUAGCUGCUGCAGAGAGAAUACUGUUGCAUUGCUCUUAAAUGAAGUCAUGGUAUUGAGCUAGUAGAAGGGUCAUAAUUCCCAGCUACUGUCCUCCAUCUGUAUGUGCCUUUACAUGUAGUCCCCUCCUGGACAUGUAAUAUAUAACUGACAUUUCUUACAGGUUAGUGUUGGAAAAACCUGCCUUAUCACUACAACUAAGGUCGUCAAACUGCCAUUUGUAUGUCUGGACCAACAAACAGGGCAUCAAAUAAUUUCAGAUUGUGUUGCAACCACUAGUACAAUCCCUCUUUUAUUAUGUGAUGAGUCUAAUCGCAUUAGAGUGGUUAAUCUAAUCCUUUUUAAGUUAGAAUGUCUUUUAUUUCUCAUUCCUGCUGGUUACAGAAAUGACCCAUGCCCACAUCCACUUUUGGACCAAUAUUAAUAACCAUGUGUUCAACUAAUAUUAGUUGUUUUAAUAUGUUGUCUUACUCAGAUUUGAUGUGGCUGUUGAUCUAAAAACAUAUGCUUUGUUUUCACUUAAUAUAUUGUGUUUAUGUUGUUGAGCUUUGUACCACCAAGAGAUAUUUCUGAUACAGAAAUGUGAAUAGCUACAUAGUUACUGUAGCACCACUCAAGAUCUUAGACAUCUCACUGAAGGAGUUACUGUGUGUGGUUGGUAGGCACAUUUGGUCUGUGAAGCAGAGAGGGAGAAGGGGAAAUGUGAUUUGUGAAUAUAGAAGAAAAGAAAACUACUUUUUGUUUAUCAAUGCACAGUUGAAGAUUUAGGACUGAGUCUUUUGUUGUUUAAGCCAGUCGCGGCACCAAAGAAAGGAGAAGGGGGAGUUCCUGCAAAUGUUCAGGAUCCAGUACCGUUAUCAUGAAAAUGAAAUCAGACGCUCCUCAUUACCUGCAUGGACUGAUAUUUUGUACAUGGUAAUAACACUGGGUUAACCUGUGUUUUAAGGAUCUGUUAUUACUGGAACUGGAUAUUUGUUUUUUUUUGCUAAAUAACUUAAUGUCUGAUAAGAUGUAUCUGACAUACAUGUAUUGUUUAUCAAAGAUUUAGAUUACUUUGUGGCCUGAGACAUUUCAAGAUGCAACCUCCACAUUCCUGUUAAAUUAAGUACAAUUGUGGUAGCUCUUAGACACCAUUAUUUAACACCUUUACGUAGUAAGGAUAAUGUUCUUGAAAUCAAUCAUGUUUCAUAUGCUAAAAAUGUAAGAUAUUGAUUAUUUCUAAAAGAUCAGUUUAAAUUUGUAUUCAGUUGGAGUCAAACGGCCAACAAAGAAAACACUCCGAAAAUGUUUCUCACAGGAAAUCCAGAUUAUGUUUUGUCACACCUGGGUUUUGACUUGACUGGCACUGUGUAAUUGCUGGAUGCAUGUUCUACACCAUGGCACAAGACGAACAUGAUCCUCCUUCCUAAAGGGCGGUGUACUCAUUGUAGACACUACAGGUUAUUUGAAUUCAUGCAAUAUGAACCACAAUUUCUGCCACCUUUCAGCUCUAAGAAAUAUAUUUAUUGACAUGGUUGAUUACUGCAGGCUGAAAUGAUAAAAGUUGUGUAUUGUAUCUUUUAGAUUGUACGUAUACUGACAGAAGGAUGUCUGAAACUUUAUAGCGUGUAUUGCCUUUGAAGGGGGGCUAUUUGACAAUUUUAUACUUCAUGUUUAGAUUGUGCUAUGAUGGAUGUAUUAGCUCCAUGAUUCGGGGUUGUUGAUCGCCCGUGCUUUUUCUACAUGAAUGUUUCACAUGGCGUGCGAGCCAACGUUGCUGGUUGUUCUAUAAUGCUUCAAUUACUAUAUUUUUACUGUGUAUAAAAAUGUGUAUAUGUACAUAGGAGUCACAGAAAUGCCUUCUCAUGCAAUAUGUGCUGCCUGUCCCUCCUGUCAUGUUUCAGUUAUGUGGUGGUGAUGUUUUCAUGUCUGAUUUUAAAGGAUUAAACAUAUUUUCUAAAUCUU
Molecule: messenger RNA, 4806 nt
Organism: Gymnodraco acuticeps
Lineage: Eukaryota; Metazoa; Chordata; Actinopteri; Perciformes; Bathydraconidae
Product: phosphatidylinositol 4-phosphate 5-kinase type-1 alpha-like
Exons: 16
Coding region: 79-1860 (593 amino acids)
Biological process (GO): phosphatidylinositol metabolic process
Molecular function (GO): phosphatidylinositol kinase activity
Source: RefSeq, a predicted model, not a curated record